AUGGAGAACUCUGGUUCCUCCUCACCCCACGUGUGCAGGUGUGGGGGCGUGGCCGUGGACGUGGGUGAGGAGCGGGUGUUUGCUCCCCUGUUUGAGGAGGCGGUGCUGCAGUGCCGUUACUCCAGCGUGUCGGUGCAGACGGCGGUGGUGCAGUGGUGGUUUAAGUCGUUCUGCCGCGAGCGCACGGCGGACGCGUUCGGCUUCCCGCAGUCGCUGCUGCUCCCGCGCGCCGCACACCUGGACUGCGCCGACUCCGCCCGCACCGUACGCAUCAUCGCCUCCAUCCGAGGCUCCGCCUCCACCCUCACAGAGCACUACAGGGAGCGCGAGGACAUCAGCAUCAUCAACCAGAUGGACCUGAGGAUUGGCCGUCUGCAGUGGGGGGACAGCGGGGUGUACCAGUGUAAGGUGGUCAUUUCCGACGACCCGGAAGGAAAGAACGAGGCCCAGGUGGAGCUGCUGGUGCUGGGGAAGGCUGGGGCUCUGGAUGACUUCCUGCCUGGUUUUGAUCUGGACAUUAUGCCAGACUGGGUGUUUCUGGCCCUGGUCAUCCUGGGCGGGUGCUGCUGCCUCCUGCUGGUGGGGAUCUGCUGGUGCCAGUGCUGCCCUCACUCCUGCUGCUGCUACCUGCCCUGCUGCUGCUGCAGAAAGAGAUGCUGCUGCCCUCAGCACUUGUAUGAGGCUGGGAAGAGCACGAGGCCAGAGCCCUUCAUCAUUUCUGGGGUUCCCACCAUGUUACCCAUAACGCCCCCCUCCCUGAUCCAGCCCAAAACGGAGAAAGAUGUGACCGGAGCCAGCAGCCUGUCGGAGCUGAGCUGCUUCCCUGAUACCGACUCCAGCUCGCAGUCUGGGCAGCUGGGCCAGGGGACAACGCUCACCCCUCCUGUCCCUGACCUGUGGGUGGUGCCGGCCUCACAAGAGCAGGGCUCCCAGACACCCCCCCCUCAGGGCCGCCGGGCAGAGGAACCCAGCAGGUGGAAUCCACGCUCGGAGCACCUGCAGAGGAAGGCGGUCCCCCGCAGUGGGCGGGGCCAGGGACGGGGCCGGGGGAGGGGCCAGGGCCGGACUGGCUCCCUGGACGAGCUGGAGGAGUUUGCCCUGUCCUACACCCGUCUGUACCGCCGGGGGAGAGAGGCCAGGGGCACCCCCCCACAGCCCCCCCAAAGGAGGCAGAGCAGGGCCCCCACCCAGGAGACUGCCCUGACCGGGGGGCGAGAGGGGCGGGCCCAGGGUGACGGGCGGGGCGCCGGGGACACGCCCUCUAAAGUCGGAUCCGGGAAGAGCAGUGACUGUUACCUCAGCAUAUCGCCUAGCAACCAGCCCAAACACGGGGUCUCCACGCAACCCUACGCCGAGAUCACACGCCCUCCACGGAACCCCACACACACCCCCAAGGUGCGCAGAGAGGAACCAGGCAACCCCCGAAAGGCUAACCCCUUUCCGAAGAGAGACUCCCUCGUCGUGUGAACUCCUGGAAGAAAAGGGCACUGUCACUGGCACACAUACUCUCUCACACACACAUACUCUCUCUCUGACACAAACUACUGGAGGUGGGACAGUGAUGUCAUUCUAACGUUGGGAUCCUGACUCAGUGUCUCUGCCAGGCUCUGACAGUGUUCAUUUGUGUGACACACACACAAACACACACACACACACACACACAAACACACACGGGUCAGUUCGGGCCUUCUGCUGUCCACCCAGCCCUGUUGUCUCCCACUGAUUUGUCAGCGACAGAAGCCACAUGAUCAGCAGUUGCUUGUGUUUUCAAAUGCAGGAAAUGGUUCAGAUUUGAUGGCUCCAUGGCAAACGUUUUUAGAGAUUACAUAUUUAUUUUUACAUAUUCAGUAUAGUAUUAUUACUAUUGUUGUUGUUAUUAUUACCAAGAGUAAAGGGAAGUAUCUGCUGAUAUGUCUGACUGAUAGUCUUGUUUUUAGGUUUGGCAGCCAUUUUGAAGCUGUGCAAAAUGUGCUGUAUUGUAACUAUGGAAGCAGUCACACUCCAAAGCUGAGAUGCCUCAUAAACACUGUGGUUUUUGGGCUAGCAUCUAAAAAUAUCAGACUUUCAAAUCCCAUGAGGGAACAUUUUGAUUUAACUUUGUUUGGAACAUGUACUAACCAUUGUACACGUCUUAUAACAAAUGUUUUUGCAGUUCACGCUAACAGUGUUGUCUGAUUGUUUGAUGGGAGAUGUUGACCAAGAGUUAAAUGCCCAUUACUGGCUUGCCUUCAUGUGCAGGUGCUGUAUUGCUGCUUUAACUGUACAAUAAGUUUAUCGUUUCUGAUUUUUAAAAAAACAUGUUUAUGUUUCAGCAGCUAAGGACCUGCCUGACUCUUUGACUGUCAGUUCAAUGAUGUGUUUCUUUCUUAUUAUUUAGACUCAGAGAAUCUGAGGCAGGUCUACACUGGAGAUGUACCAGAUAAGAACAGAUUGCAUUUUAAAUGAAAUUAAACUUUGAUGAAACUUCCUA
Molecule: messenger RNA, 2470 nt
Organism: Conger conger (European conger)
Lineage: Eukaryota; Metazoa; Chordata; Actinopteri; Anguilliformes; Congridae
Product: immunoglobulin-like domain-containing receptor 2
Exons: 9
Coding region: 1-1467 (488 amino acids)
Biological process (GO): pancreas development
Cellular component (GO): membrane
Source: RefSeq, a predicted model, not a curated record